AUGUCCGACCUCAGCCCCAUCUCCUCCCCCAAGAAACGCGCCAUGUCCGCGCCCGACCUCGACUUCACCCACCUCGCCUUCACCGAGUCCCGCGUCCUCGCCACCGACGGCACCCGCUCCUUUUCCGACGCCCACACGCGCGUCCCCACCUCCUCCACCACCGACAACAGCGCCGAGUACCAUGACGCCGAAGAAGCGCGCGACGAGCCCUCGCCCCUCAAGCAGAAGCAGCAACUCUUCGCCGAUGGCCUCGACGACGACUGGCGCGUUGCCUUCGCGUCCAAGCCGCCAAAGCUGCCGGACGCCAUGGGCAUGGCGGAGCGCGCCGCAGGCGGUUGGAUCGACGUGCAUACGAUCCGCAAGCUGCUCCCAGGCCCGGCGCGCGGAGCGGUGGCGCGCGCGAAGCUGUACAUGGUCCGCAACGGCUCGGAUCGUCUGGAGAAGCUGGAGGUCUUCACGGAUCGCGAUCACUUGUAUGUGUCGGCGCCGGCGGGGGGGAGGGGACGGGACUUUUGGCUGUUUAGUCUGAAGCGGGAUGGGAAAGUCCGCGUCUGGUACCGCGAGCUCCACGGCAUGGUCACCAUCAUCCUCUCCUCGCCGGACGGGAAGGGGUGCUGCGACUUCCGCGCGCCCAAGGAACUCCAGCCUUAUAUGUUUGCGCCCUUCUUGAGGAUUCUCGCCGACCGGAUCCAUGCACUGUCGGAUAUUGUCCUGGAUGAUUCUGAGUGA
Mytilinidion resinicola is the source of this 729-nucleotide messenger RNA. RefSeq lists its product as uncharacterized. NCBI's taxonomy places the organism in Eukaryota, Fungi, Ascomycota, Dothideomycetes, Mytilinidiales, Mytilinidiaceae. The transcript is spliced from 3 exons. Bases 1 to 729 code for a protein of 242 amino acids. The record is from RefSeq and is a predicted model, not a curated record.